Messenger RNA from Leptopilina boulardi, 1689 nucleotides. Its product is annotated as diacylglycerol O-acyltransferase 2-like. Gene Ontology annotation, cellular component: endoplasmic reticulum membrane. Lineage: Eukaryota; Metazoa; Arthropoda; Insecta; Hymenoptera; Figitidae. Gene Ontology annotation, molecular function: diacylglycerol O-acyltransferase activity. Bases 505 to 1572 code for a protein of 355 amino acids. Gene Ontology annotation, biological process: triglyceride biosynthetic process. The record is from RefSeq and is a predicted model, not a curated record. The transcript has 5 exons.
UUUUCAUCAGUAUAACAGAAGACUUUCUCGUGUUAAAAUGUUUUUUUCACGUUAAAGCUUAUUAUUUUUCUAAUUCUUUUAUUUUUUAUUUUUUCCAAUGAAAUAUACAUAUCAGAAUUUUAAUUAUUUAUAUUUUUCAUUGUUUUUAUUUUAUUCGAGAGUGUUAAUUUAAAAUUCAAUAGAUGACUUUGUAAAAUUUUGUCAAUUUCCAUUUGAAUACAUUUUAUUUCAUUAAACAUAUAGGUUUUUUUUUUCAUUCAAGUAUUUGUGUGUUUUUUUUGUGGAAAAAAAAGUUAAUUGAUAAUUUUUUGUGAUUGAUAAUAAUGAAAAUAAAUAACAAUAAUUAUUGAUUGAUAAUUCAAUGUUAUUGUUGGUGAUGAUUAAUAUAUAUAUUAGUGAUAAAUAAAAUGAUUAGUAAUAAAAUUUAACAAAAUAGUGAUGAAAAAUUUUGUGAUUGAAUUUAAUUUUUUUAUUUGAAUACAUAAAUAUAUAUAUAUAUAGAAAAUGGAAAUUUUUGGUCUAAACUUUGCACCGGCAAAUGUUCCACUAAGAAGAAGAUUACAAACUCUUGCGGCAACAGCAUGGAUUAUUAGUUUUGCAUUUGGAAAUAUUAUUGGUUAUAUACUUGCUGCAAUUAUUUUAUUAUUUAUUCCAUGGCUUCGAAUUCCUCUUUUUAUUUAUUUUUUCUUCAUGUAUUGCGAUCGAAAUUCUUGCAUUGAAGGAGGACGAAGUGAAAAAUACACAAAAUGGAUGAGAAAUUGCAUUUGGUGGCAUUAUUUUCGUGAUUAUUUUCCAAUAAAAUUAGUAAAAACAAAAGAUUUGGAUCCAUCGAGAAAUUAUUUAUUUUGUUCAUUUCCACAUGGAGUAUUGUCAACGGGAAUAUUUUGUGCGUUUGGAACUGACGUUUUGAAAUGUCAAGAACUUUUUCCUGGAUUGGAUUUCAGGUUGCUCACCUUGGAACAACAUUUUAGUGUUCCUAUUUUAAGGGAAUUACCAGCAAGUUUUGGUUGUUGCAGUGCGAGUGCAGCCAGCUUAGAAUAUUUAAUGUCUAAUAAACCUGAUCAACGUCCAGGAGUUAAUAUCAUUCCAAAACAAGGUAAUGCUCCAGUUCUUGUCGUUGGAGGUGCUUCUGAGGCUCUACACUGUAAACCAGGAACAUAUCGACUUGUUCUUCGUAGAAGAAAAGGAUUUCUUAGAUUAGCUCUUAAACAUGGAACACCCUUGGUUCCUGUUAUUUCAUUUGGAGAAACAGAUCUAUACGAUCAAAUAAAUAAUCCCGAGGGAUCACUUUUGAGAAAACUUCAAAACAAAUGGCAAAAAAUAACUGGAAUCGCGCCAGUUUUAGCAUUAGGACGAGGAAUAUUUCAAUAUACCUUCGGCAUUGUACCACAUCGAAAACCGAUUACAGUUGUUGUUGGCGCUCCUUUGGAAAUUCCCAAAAUAGAAAAUCCAAAUCAAGAUGAAAUUGACGAAUAUCAUGAAAAAUUCACACAACUCUUAAUUAAUUUAUUUGAAAGUGAAAAAUCUAAAUAUUUAAUUGAUCAUGAAAGGAUUUCUUUAACUUUUGAAUAAAUAUGAAUAUGUGAAAAUGAAAAAAAAAUCGUCUGAUUGUAUAUAUUUAUGUAUAUUUGUUUUCUAUAUUUGUUAAAUAAUUAUAUUGUAUAAAAACCUACAGAUUAUGAUAUUUUA